CUCUUGCUGCUGCUGCUGGCUGACUACAAGUUGUAUCACUGAACAGAAUCGAGCGGACCACCCACCCUUAUCUGCAUCUCUAGGCAGACCAGCUCAUCCUCAGGACAACAGGUAUUUAUCACCCACCACCUCCCAUCGCGUCGUUCAUCAGCGCUUCUUUUGCCCAGCACGCAAAGAACAGAAAGGAGGUCAAAUACACGCCAUGGCACCGGUAGCAUCAGACUCCCUGCAAGCAGAAGCCGCACCCGCAGAAGCGGCGUCGGCGCUGAACGGCAAAAAGCACGCCACCGCCAACGGGCACGCACCCGUCCAUACCAAGCUCGGCUUUGCAACGCGCGCAUUGCACGUCGGCUCCGAGCCUUCCAGCGAGACUGGAGCGGUCAUCCCCGCCAUCAGUCUCAGCACAACCUUCAAGCAGGACGGCGUCGGAAACCACAAGGGCUUCGAGUACUCGCGCUCGGGUAACCCAAACCGUGAUGCAUUUGAGCGCGCCAUCGCCUCGCUCGAGGGCGGCGCACACGGCCUCGCGUUCAGCUCUGGCUCGGCGGUAACGUCAACGAUUCUCUCGUCGCUGCCACCGCACGCACACGUCGUCUCGGUGAAUGACGUGUACGGGGGCACGCACCGCUACUUUACGCGCGUCGCCAAUGUCGCGCAACACAUCGAGACGACGUUCGUAGACAUGGACAGCGACGAUGCGCUCGAGCAGCGCCUACAAGACGCCGUGCGCCCGCAAAGCACCAAGCUCGUGUGGAUCGAGACGCCGACGAAUCCGACGCUGCGACUCGUCGACAUUGCGCGCGUCAGCGCGCUGGUCAAGCGCCUGGCGCCCGACGCGCGCGUCGUCGUCGACAACACCUUCCUCAGCCCCUGGUACCAGCAGCCAUUAGCGCUCGGCGCCGACAUUGUCGUGCACAGCGUGACAAAGUACCUCAACGGCCACUCUGAUGUUGUCAUGGGCGUCGCCGUUACCUCCGACGAGGCCGUCGCCGAGCGCCUGCGGUUCCUGCAGAACGCAAUCGGCGCCGUACCCUCAGCAUUCGACUGUUGGCUCGCGCUGCGUGGCGUCAAGACGCUUGCAGUCCGCAUGAAGCAGCACGGGCACAAUGCCCUGCAGGUCGCGCGCUGGCUUGAGAAGAGCACGCUGAUCGAGUCGGUCAUCUACCCCGGCCUGCCAUCCCACGCGUCGCAUGCUAUCGCGCGCAAGCAAAUCCACCCGCAAGCGGUCGCGCUCAGCGCGGAUGGGCCAGUAGCAGCGGCUGGGCUUGGGCUUCCCUACGGCGGUAUGCUCUCCUUCCGCUUCGCCUCCUCGCCGGACUCGGACGUGGCGAGCUCGGCUUUCCUUGCAUCGCUGCGGAUCUUCACGCUCGCCGAGUCUCUCGGCGGCGUCGAGUCGCUCGUCGAGCUGCCGAGCAAGAUGACGCACGGCGGCCUGACGAACGAGCAGCGCCGCGCACUCGGCAUCGGCCACAAUUUUAUCCGCAUCAGCGUCGGGUUAGAGGAGCCUGCCGACCUCAUCGCCGACCUCGAGCAGGCGUUGCUCAAAGCGGCAAAGGCCAGUGCAGCUGUAGCCGCAGGCGGCGACUGGUGAUGGUGUGCAACUUCUUUUUGUUAUCGUGCUCCCUCGGAGCGCUUGCUCACACUAGCUAAUUCUUUUAUAGACAUUAUACUUGCAUAUUCUUCCAUGUACUAGUAUCCGCCAUGGCAUUGCAGGGAAUAUAGGCGCGCUG
Messenger RNA from Tilletiaria anomala UBC 951, 1730 nucleotides. RefSeq lists its product as uncharacterized. NCBI's taxonomy places the organism in Eukaryota, Fungi, Basidiomycota, Exobasidiomycetes, Georgefischeriales, Tilletiariaceae. Gene Ontology annotation, cellular component: cytoplasm. The record is from RefSeq and is a predicted model, not a curated record. Bases 203 to 1591 code for a protein of 462 amino acids. Gene Ontology annotation, molecular function: cystathionine gamma-lyase activity; pyridoxal phosphate binding. Gene Ontology annotation, biological process: transsulfuration. The transcript is spliced from 2 exons.